CGGAGCCGCCCAGCCUGGGCCAGCCGGGGCAGUAGCAACCGCGGGGAGGGCUGGUGUUUCCCCAGAGCCUCCUCCGGAGCUAGGAAGAUGCUACAGGGCCUGACUUCGGGAAGUGAGGAAGAGGUGGAUGAGAGGGAGAGUUCCAUAGAAGAUCCAGAAGACCUAAAAGAACUUGUCACCCUGGCUUUUGUGAGAGAGAACACACAAAAGAGGCUUCAGAACGCCCAGCAGCAUGGCAAAAAGAAGAGGAAGAAAAAAAGAUGAUUGGCGAUCAAUCUAUCCAACUGCCGGUAUGACAGCGUGCGCAGGGCCGCUCAGCAGUAUGGCCUGCAAGAGGCGGGUGACAAUGAUGACUGGACCGUCUACUGGACCGACUACUCCGUGUCGCUAGAGCGCGUGAUGGAGAUGAAGAGCUACCAGAAAAUCAAUCACUUUCCUGGCAUGAGUGAGAUCUGCCGCAAGGACUUGCUGGCCCGGAACAUGAGCCGCAUGCUAAAGCUGUUUCCUAAGGACUUCCAUUUUUUCCCUAGGACCUGGUGUCUUCCUGCCGACUGGGGAGAUUUGCAGACUUACGGCAGGUCAAGAAAAAAUAGGACUUACAUUUGUAAGCCGGACUCGGGCUGCCAAGGGAGAGGCAUAUUCAUUACCCGGACAGUGAAAGAGAUCAAGCCAGGGGAGGAUAUGAUCUGCCAGCUUUAUAUUUCAAAGCCCUUCAUCAUCGACGGGUUCAAGUUUGACCUGCGGGUUUACGUACUGGUGACCUCUUGUGACCCUCUCCGGGUUUUUGUGUACAAGGAAGGACUGGCUCGUUUUGCCACGACCUCUUACUCCCACCCCUGCACAGACAACCUGGAUGAGAUCUGCAUGCAUCUGACUAACUAUUCUAUCAAUAAGCACAGUUCCAACUUCGUUCAAGAUGCUCACUCUGGCAGCAAGAGGAAGCUCUCCACCUUCAACUCAUACAUGAAGACCCACGGCUAUGAUGUGGAGCAGCUCUGGAUGUCCAUAGAGGAUGUCAUCAUCAAGACCCUCAUCUCGGCUCACCCAGUAAUCAAACACAACUACCACACCUGCUUCCCCAGCCACACACUCAACAGCGCCUGCUUUGAAAUCCUGGGCUUUGACAUCUUGUUAGAUCGGAAACUCAAACCCUGGCUGCUAGAGGUCAACCAUUCUCCAAGCUUCUCCACUGACUCCAAGUUGGAUAAAGAGGUAAAAGACAGUCUGCUUUACGAUGCGUUGGUCCUCAUCAACCUGGAAAGCUGUGACAAAAAGAAAGUCUUAGAGGAAGAGAAACAGCGGGGACGAUUCCUUCAGCAGUGUCCUUCUCGGGAGAUGAGAAUGGAGGAAGUCAAGGGUUUCCAGGCAGUGAGGUUACAGAAAACAGAGGAAUAUGAGAAGAAAAACUGUGGCGGGUUCCGGCUCAUCUACCCUGGUCUGAAUCUGGAGAAGUACGAGAAGUUCUUCCAGGACAACAGCUCCCUCUUCCAGAAGACUGUUGCUUCCAGAGCCCGGGAGCUGUAUGCCCGGCAGCUGAUCCGGGAGCUGAAGGAGAAACAGGAAAACAAAUUCUCCCUAAAGACAGAGAAGAAAGCAGAGACGCAGGGCGAGUCUGCGGGCGAGCAGGCAAGAGACAAGGCCCUGAGGACGCAGCAGCGACAGAGACAACAGCAGAAGUGCAAGACGGUCACCCAUCCCCCCAAACAAUCCUACCAACCCAUGGCUUUAGUGUCCUGCACGCCUGGCCUGUUCCUGAAUAUCAGAGGCAUAAGGAAAAAUGAAACUGCCGGCAGCCUCUACCAGAAAGGCCCCAAGGAGGUCAGCCUCACUCCCUGGAAGUCCACGUCCACCAGACACCACAGUUCCGUCCCUGACCUGAGGAGUUCAAACUUCAACUGCUUUGGGACAGAGCUCCAUAAGUCUAGUCCCAAAGCCAAGGAAGUCAAAUCAGCCUUCGUGGUGAACAUAAUCAGCAGUGCCCUGCCCUUAACAUCUGUAGGAAUCUCCCCAGAAGCCACCGCCCAGCUCGCCACCUCUCUAGACUCCCUGUCCACCAGCGCUGAGUGCAGCAGCCCCGACAGCAUCCACAUGAUCUCCUCUAAGUACAUGCAGCAGAAGGCCUCCCAAAAGCUGGCCCAGGAGAAAAAACCCAAGCCCCCCACGGCUUCCAAACCCGAGCCUUUGGAGCGCAGCUGGACCUUGCUAAGGAACGACAUGAAGAGGCAGCGGCUGAUGUCAGACAUACUGCGGACGGUUCAGAUGAGGAAGAAACGCUCCUUGUUUCUGGCUCCCAAGUCACAAAACCGGCCCUUGUCCAAGGAGUGGUACCCCAACAGCCGCAGCUCUGGCAGGAAGAGAGAGAGGGACACGCCCUCCAUCAUCCUCCUGCAGGCUUCUCACAGCCAUGCUGAAUCUCUGAAUGACCUUCUGGUAGUCGCCACUCAGGCCCGUCUGGACCCUCGGCCUAGCAGAAGCCACUCAGGUACUAGAAGGGACCCGGGAGCACAGGACCCGAAGCACACAGCCAAUGCCUGAUCGUUGAUCAGAAAAGACGUGAGAGGAGUCAGGGUCUACAAUGUCUACAGAAUGGACCGGAAGUUUCAUUUCCUCAUCUGGAAAUUCUGCUCUGAUAAACACGUCUCACUGGCACCUCUGAGGACAGUGGCCUUCUGUUGUUCUGUGCCCUCCCAGUUAGUUCACAGUGCUGUGUGUGGGACCAGGACUUUUGUGGGGAUUGAGGGGUACUUCUUAGGACAAGGUCCAAUAGUCGCCUCAGCU
Molecule: messenger RNA, 2778 nt
Organism: Acomys russatus (golden spiny mouse)
Lineage: Eukaryota; Metazoa; Chordata; Mammalia; Rodentia; Muridae
Gene: Ttll6
Product: tubulin tyrosine ligase like 6
Exons: 16
Biological process (GO): microtubule cytoskeleton organization; protein polyglutamylation
Cellular component (GO): cilium
Molecular function (GO): tubulin binding; tubulin-glutamic acid ligase activity
Source: RefSeq, a predicted model, not a curated record